Molecule: messenger RNA, 369 nt
Organism: Rhizopus microsporus ATCC 52813
Lineage: Eukaryota; Fungi; Mucoromycota; Mucoromycetes; Mucorales; Rhizopodaceae
Exons: 2
Biological process (GO): translation; ribosomal large subunit biogenesis
Cellular component (GO): ribosome; cytosolic large ribosomal subunit
Molecular function (GO): RNA binding; structural constituent of ribosome
Source: RefSeq, a predicted model, not a curated record
CAAGGUUCAUUCAAGCGUCAAGUUGAAGUUGGCCGUGUUGUCCUCGUUAACCACGGUGCUGAUGCCGGCAAGUUAGCCGUCAUUAUCGACAUUGUUGAUCACAACCGCGCUCUCAUCGACGGCCCUACCACUGGCGUUGCCCGUCAAGCUCUCUCUUUCCGUCGCAUGGUCUUGACCCCCAUCGUCCUCAAGAAUCUUCCUCGUAACAUCGGUCAAGGUGCUCUCAAGAAGGCCAUCGAAAAGGCUGACAUUGUUGCCGCCUGGAACAAGACUGCUUGGGCCAAGAAGAUCGAACAACGCAAGAUUCGUGCUUCUUUGUCUGACUUUGACCGUUUCAAGUUGAGAAAGUUGCAAAACAAGGUAAGAUGA